AUGCUCUUCUCUUUCUACCUUAAGUAUAGAAAGCCUCAAUUCAAAACAUUGAGUUUAAAGAAUAUUGUUGCUUUGAAUGUGUAUGCACAUGUUUCGACUGAAAACUUCAUAAACAUUAAGUUUAAAGGAUUCCGAGGAGCUAGCCGUACCGAAGAUGAAUUUACUCUUGCAGACUUACCAUGCAUGAUUCCUUACGAUUGGAUUUCAGUGUUCUUGAUUGUGUUAAAAGAUGAAAAUACUUAUGAGCCAGUCGUUGCUCAUCUGAAGAGGAUGCUUAUUUGUUAUAUUCAUGAAGUUGCAAAAAAUGGAUAUAGAAAUAGCGUCCGUUCUGAAGAAAAAUCUGGUUCUGAAGGCUGA
Molecule: messenger RNA, 357 nt
Organism: Lactuca saligna
Lineage: Eukaryota; Viridiplantae; Streptophyta; Magnoliopsida; Asterales; Asteraceae
Source: the annotation of a GenBank genome assembly